Colletotrichum orchidophilum is the source of this 4107-nucleotide messenger RNA. RefSeq lists its product as uncharacterized. The record is from RefSeq and is a predicted model, not a curated record. Lineage: Eukaryota; Fungi; Ascomycota; Sordariomycetes; Glomerellales; Glomerellaceae. The transcript has 4 exons. The coding region runs from base 1 to 4107 and encodes 1368 amino acids.
AUGGCUAGAAGCGAAUUCCAUGAGGGCGAGUCAUCGACUGCUCAGCUCAAAGGCAAGAUACAUGACCUGCGCGAGGCACAGGAACGAACAAGACCCGAACGCGAAAAGCUCUCAAAUCUGGCCAAAAACGACUUGAAAGAAGCAAAACAACUCGCGCGGGAUUCGGCUAAGCAAAUCGAAGAUAUGCGCGAGGAAGACCUGGCUUCUCUGGGAAGAAGCAUCAAGAGGCACCUUGAGGACGCAAUAGACGCUUUGGAUCGGACACUGACGCAACUUGACAACGCAAGUCAUGUCCAGACGAGUACGGACAAUGGGGACACGGCGCAGAAAUUGGAUAUCAGACUAAGAGCAUUAGAGUUGGAGAAACAUGAAAGGGAGAAGACGUUGGCCGACAUGAGGGCGGCGAGGAGGGAAAUCGAGGAAGAAAUAGCUAAAUGGAGCGACAGCGAUCAGUCAGACAACUCGAUGUCAGCAAACGAAGCAGAAGAAUCUGAAUUCGAAAGCCACGUGGAUGGCGGUGGAAUUCAGCUUCCAGAGGAAGGCCACGCCUCGGAAACCGCGGCGCAGAACAUGUUGACUCAUGACACCAACGGUGCCGCAAAGCGUGAAACACAACCGGCGAAUGAAGCAGAAUCGCCGUGCGCGAUGUCUUCUGUAAGGGAAAGCUGGUCUGAUGACCCUGGGAAGAAUUCCGACGACAGCAACAAGUCGGAACUAGAGGGCUAUGAGGGGCAUGAAGAAGAACACGCCGUUCAGAUUCAAGGAAACCCAGCGGAGGGGAAACAGGAGGGGGGAAAACAGGAGGGUGGAAAACAGGAGGAGGGAAAGCAGGAGGAGGGAAAGCAGGAGGGAAAGCAGGAGGAGGGAAAGCAGGAGGAGGCACAGCAACAAGAAAGUAAGCAACAAGAGACUGAAUCCGAAGAAGAGGAUGAAGAAGAGAAUGACGACAAAAAGAAAAUGUCGGAAGAGGAUGUAAAAGGUUGGGAGAGAGACAAACGACACAGUAUUCGAAUGCAGAUGAUGUACAAGGGUAUUGAAAUCGGCGAAUCUGGAGAAACCAUCAAAGUGUUGAAAAGAAAGAUCGCACGACUGAAGCGAAAAUCAAACAGGAGUAACAAGAGGAAGAUUGAUGACGAGUCCGAUGCCGAAGAGGAUCUUGACCUGGAAGAAAUGAGAGCAGAAAAAGAAAACAAGCAAGAACUCAGUGAGUACGAUCGUCUGAGCAAAAGAAAACAAGCUUUGGGUGCAUUACAAGUCGAGAAAGCCGCCCUGGAAGUCAACUAUAGUGGGGCCUCUUCAGGAGAAAGGGCAGAUUUACCCAGGAUUGCGAUGAGAAUGCUCCAUCGAAUGCGAAGGUCCGAGGAACUAAGAGGUAAUAGAGACAGAAAAUGGAUGAUGGUCUUGGAUAUGAUGGUUCAUUUACACAGUCUGGACCAUGGGGAUGCUCCAAGAAGCAACUCAGAUACCUCGGACGACGAUGAUGAGGCCGAUGACACAGCCAAGACAGUUAAUCAGAAAUUCCUGGAGCUACAGGGAGAGAUGAUCAAGAAGACGCAGACUCUUGAAAAUCUCAUUGAGAGGAUUUUGGAACGUCUUCUAGGUCAUAGGCAAAUCUUUGAUCUCAGCAAAGUUCUGCGGAAAGAGAUGGAUUUAGAACACAAGUGGUUGGCACAUCUUGAGAACUCGGGAAAGCUCGACACUGCCGAGGACAGUCUAAUUUACGGGAAACAUGGCCAUCUUUUCACCGAUAAUCGCGACGAGGUCCAAAACAUGUACACGGAACUGAAGGGAGACCAGUUCAGAGUUUUCAUUCUGAUCCCGGCACCGGCGGCAUACUAUCCCAUUAUCUGCAAAAUGGAAACAUGGUCUACAGCCAGCCUCUCCCCAAGCGCGGGAGGUAGGGGAAAAGAGUACGCAGCGUUGUCGUACUUCUGGGACUCGGAAACGUACAACGGGCGACUCUACUUCGUCCACCCCGACCACGAUGCAUCGGUCAAGGAAAGCGAAUGGGGUUCAACAGCCAGGAACGCUGCACAAGUUCGCAUCCGGAAUAAUCUCUAUCGGGCUCUACUACGCCUUCGCCGAUGCGGGCGCGAUGCCCAGCCUAGCAAGACAGAGCAAUUAUCGAGGAUGGUCGAAAUCUACAGCGGAGCAAGCAAUGUUUGCAUCUGGCUCGGCGAGAGCGACAAUGAGGGACGGAGUGACGAGGCGAUGCAGUUUAUUUCCACCAUCAUGGACUUCGCCUUGCUGGAUCGUCACGCUCAUGAUGCCAAACAGGCCCGAAAGUGGUAUGCACUCAGCGAAUUGAUGCGAGAUCGUUGGUUCUCACAGCGCUGGGUGGUGCAGGAGAUCGCCCUCGCCAAACACGCAACUGUACAUUGCGGCGGAAGAAAAGUGCAAUGGUCAGACUUUGCAGAUGCGGCAUCUCUCCUGAUCUCCAACCAGGAGACCGUCAGUUCCCUCUUUGACGAUCAUUCAGAGUGGCGGGAGGGUCGCAAAACUAUAGGCGACGUUAGCACUUUUGGAGCUGCAAUUUUGCUUGAAGCGACAAACAACUUAUUCCGCCGAAAGCCAGAUGGUGAUAUCAAAAAGCCCAUCAAGACCAUUGAGUAUCUUGCGACUUCGUUGAAGACAUUCGACACGGGCGACCCUCGCGACCUGAUCUACAGUCUCGUGAGUAUUGCGAGCGAUACGGCCGGCGAACUGUGGUCUCCCGAAUCUGAGUCUUCUGCACCUACCCUCGUACUCGAGGUCGACUACCAAAAGCCUCAGGUAGUUGUGUUCAAGGACUUCACCAAGUUUUGUGUGGAUAUCUCCAAAUCUCUGGACAUCAUCUGCCGUCCAUGGGCAAUGCCCAUAACAGGGUCCAAGUCAGAUUCACUACCAUCCUGGAUCCCUCUGUUAGAAAACUCAGAGUUUGGCACUCCGGAGGAGGUCUACAGCGGGCGUAAGAACGGCGACGGUUUAGUUGGUCCUGCAGGAUCUCCAAACUAUCAAGCUUCAGGACAACUUGUGUGUCGAGUGGAGUUCAAGCUGGGGGGCGACUCGAGUCAAACCUCUGAGAGUCAUAUGGACACGGGCGUCAAUGAUACCACCGCGGAGCAAGACUCCGACCUGGGUCUUGUAGACACGGACGAUGUUCUUCUCGCCAAGGGUUUGAAACUGGCAGAGAUUACCGCAGUCUCACCGCGGAACACUGGUGGAGUCAUUCAUCGCGAGUCGUUGCAGAUGGGUGGCUGGGAAGGCUUCAAACGCGACACCAAUAGUGUCCCGGAUCGGAUCUGGAGAACUCUCGUGGCCGAUCGUGACCAGAAUGGUCACAUUCCCCCCUCGUGGUACCAAAGAGCCUGCUUGCGGUGUCUUGAGAUCGCCGAUACUUUCAACAAUGGAGAUCUCAAUGUCAGCGAGCUCUUGAUGGGAAAGUCGGAGAUGCUUCAGAAGUACUUGUCCCGUGUACGCAAUGUGACGUGGAACCGCCGAUUCUUCACUACAGAGUUGCCAGAUAGUGAAACUUUGCGAGAGAGAAACGGCGAAGAAAUCGAGGAGACGCUUUCAGCCGGGUUUCCUGUGGUUGCCACGACACGGGACAUUUCAGAGUCUGGAGAUGCCGAGUCAACGAGGUCAAGAGAAGGAAAUGAGCAGGAGGUGGAAGAGAACAUGCAUCAACAGGGUAUCGAGGAGGCAAGACAACUGGGAAUAGUCGGCACCAAACUCUCCGUUCUCCCCGCCCAUCAUCCCGUAAGGCUGGUGCACGCAGCGCUCCGAGACGAUGAGGUUCGCGAGAGGAACCUGACACUCAAAGUCUCGCACGAUUCCACAGCCUCCCCCGGAUUUCCCAUCACCUCUACUGCCAUUUCGGAUAGAGAACUCCCGGAUAAGCACCGGGUAGUGCUUCUCAAUGAUCUCAAUGUCUGUUGUCCGAGUGUUGAUCACAUGGACCUGGACUUCGGAGGCGCCAUGCUAAGUCAGACCGGCGCCAUCACCACCACAAAUAGUUUCACCGUAUCCGAAGCCGAACCCUUCGGCGCUACUGUCUUGGUAUUAUCUGGAGAACCGGCAGGAGUAACUCAGUUGCCAAAGAAUCCGGAACAGUUUAUGCAUCACUGA